AGCGCGCUGAUGUUCUGCUCUCUCCAAGUUCGUUACUUUCUACCCCAGAACUCCAUUGUUUUCGUUUAUCCAUCUUGUAUGCAAAAUUUACUUGGGAAAUUUCUGGUUUUGUAUUCGUUUGCUAGCUUGUGCAAUAUGGCUCUUCUGUCUUCUUCUUUUUUCUGUUUCGUCUAUCCUUCAAGAGCUGUUUCUCUAUUCUCGAGCAGUGGCCCUUUAUGGAGUGGUCGUUUGUAUUCAACGUCUGUAGGUGGUACUGGUGGGUCUGACAUGGGUGAGUGGGGUUUGAAGGCAAAAGAAGCCCUCCAAAGUCUUGGGAAUGGUGUGAGUUCCACAGUGGCACUUUGCUCUGAAUGGCCUGCUGGUUUGUUAUCUGACCGCUCAAUAUUGAAGCCCGUACCUUAUGAAAAAAGCAUCUGGGGUGCUCUGGAGGAUCCCGUUCGGUAUCUCAUCACUUUUAUGGCCUUUACCCAAAUUGGGGCUAUGGUGGCGCCAACCAGCGUUGCAUCACAUUUCAUUUUGCCAGCUUGGAGGAGUGCCACUAUUCUCUCAUCUGUUUGGUUUCUACAGAGGUGGAAGACAAAUGCGAUCAGCAGAACCUUAGCAGGGAAGACCUUUGAGGCGGGUGAUCGAGACAGGUUGUUGACACUGGAGAAAGUGUCUUCUGUUGGUUUAUUUGCCAUUGGAUUGAUGGGGUUAGCUGAGGCAUGUGGGGUGCCUGUGCAAUCAAUUCUCACUGUGGGGGGCAUAGGAGGAGUUGCUAUUGCUAUUGCUGCGCGAGACGUCAUUGGAAAUGUUUUAAGUGGGCUUUCGUUACAGUUUUCAAGGCCUUUUUCUGUUGGAGAAAUGAUACGAGCUGGAUAUGUUGAAGGCCAAGUUGUAGAAAUGGGGAUGACAACAACGUCUCUGUUGACCGAAGAGAUGCUCCCUGUAACUGUUCCGAAUUCCUUGUUCACUAGCCAGGUACCAUGACUUGUUAUUGCUUAUGAAAAGAAAUAAAAAAAAAUAGAAAUAUUGGCAGAGGUUGCAUGUUUUAGUGAUUGGAAGGGGUGUUGGAGUUAUACAUAUAUAUAGGUUGUUGUGAACAAAUCACGGGCUCAAUGGCUGGCGAUGGUGACCAAAGUUGCAAUAAAAAUUGAUGACUUGG
Cuscuta campestris is the source of this 1144-nucleotide messenger RNA. Lineage: Eukaryota; Viridiplantae; Streptophyta; Magnoliopsida; Solanales; Convolvulaceae. The record is from the annotation of a GenBank genome assembly.